AUGGAGUCUGGCAUGGAAGAGAUCCCAGUUAAAGUUGCAAUUCGAAUCAGACCUCUGCUUUCCAAAGAAGUACUUCAUAACCACCAAGUGUGUGUGAGAUUAGUCCCAAAUACACAACAAAUUAUCAUUGGGAAAGACCGUGUCUUCACUUUUGAUUUUGUAUUUGGCAAAAACUCAACCCAAGAAGAAGUUUAUACUGUUUGCAUUAAGCCUCUUGUACUGUCUUUGACUGAGGGAUACAAUGCUACGGUGUUUGCAUAUGGACAGACAGGUUCUGGGAAGACUUACACCAUUGGAGGUGGCCACAUUGCAUCAGUUGCAGAGGAUCAAAAGGGCAUAAUCCCACGGGCUAUUCAGGAAUUAUUUCAGCAUAUUUCUGAAAACCAUAACAUUGAUUUCCAUGUGAAAGUAUCUUAUAUAGAGGUUUACAAGGAAGAACUUCGAGAUUUGUUGGAGUUGGAGACUUCUGUGAAGGAACUACAUAUCCGAGAAGAUGAAAAGGGAAAUACGGUGAUUGUCGGUGCUAAGGAGUUCCAAGUAGAAUGUGCAGAUGAAGUGAUAAGCCUGUUGGAAAGUGGCAAUGCAGCUCGUCACACAGGCAUGACACAAAUGAAUGAGCACUCUAGUCGAUCUCAUGCCAUUUUUACCAUCAGUAUUUGUCAGAAACAGUCUGCAGAGUCUCAAAAAAAUACUGAUGCUGCACAGGAUUCAUCUUGGAAAUCAGUUCAGAUGAUUGCUUCAAAAUUUCAUUUUGUGGAUUUGGCAGGAUCAGAGAGGGUGACAAAGACUGGAAAUACUGGUGAACGCUUCAAAGAAUCAAUUCAGAUAAAUAGUGGUCUGUUGGCCUUGGGAAAUGUCAUCAGUGCCCUUGGAGACCCAAAAAGGAAAAGUGUACAUAUUCCAUACAGGGAUGCUAAAAUCACUCGUAUUCUGAAAGACUCCCUUGGAGGAAAUGCCAAGACUGUCAUGAUAACAUGUAUAAGUCCAUCCUCAUCAGACUUUGAUGAAUCUUUAAAUUCCCUCAAAUAUGCCAACAGAGCCAAAAACAUUAGAAAUAAACCAAUUGUAAAUUACAACCCCGAUCAAGACCGGAUUGAUGAAAUGGAACUUGAAAUCAGAUUGCUUCGAGAAGCUUUGCAGAACCAGCAAGUCAGUAAUCAGUGUUCACAUGACUUAAAUCAAGAAAGAACUCGUAUCAGUUCACUUGAGGAGCAACUCACUCGGCUUCAAGUUCAAUGUUUCACUUAUAGAAAUUGUGUAGAUGAAGCCUUCCCAGUUCUGGUUGAUUUGAGUGAUGAUGUUAGCUUAAAAAGAAGUCAGCGGGACAGGUUGCAGAGCUGGAUCGCUAUGGUACAGGAAGUAAGGAAGGAAACUCUCGCCAUGCAGGAAAAUGACACAGGGACUGGGACCAGCCAAGAACCACAUCACAUCACAAUACUUCAGCUAAAGAGGGAACUAAACAAAUGCCAGCCCAUUGGGCUUGGAGUCAGGGGAGUAAAUGAGACGAAGAAAGAGUGGAAGCAGAGGUCAACUCAGUUAGCAAGAGAAGCAGCAACUCCUCCUGAGAUGGGGAGAGAGGAAGAAUCGGAGGAGGCGGCCUGUUCUGCAGCAGGACACGAGAGGAAAGAGAUAGAAAUUGUAAGAAGCAGAAACUACCCAGUCCCUAUCCAUGACCAAGCG
This is a messenger RNA of Cariama cristata (Red-legged seriema), 1680 nucleotides long. RefSeq names its product kinesin-like protein KIF27. NCBI's taxonomy places the organism in Eukaryota, Metazoa, Chordata, Aves, Cariamiformes, Cariamidae. The record is from RefSeq and is a predicted model, not a curated record. The transcript is spliced from 5 exons. Gene Ontology annotation, molecular function: microtubule binding; microtubule motor activity; ATP binding. The annotation marks the transcript as partial. Gene Ontology annotation, biological process: microtubule-based movement; mitotic spindle organization.